Molecule: messenger RNA, 3500 nt
Organism: Brassica rapa (field mustard)
Lineage: Eukaryota; Viridiplantae; Streptophyta; Magnoliopsida; Brassicales; Brassicaceae
Source: RefSeq, a predicted model, not a curated record
GGUUGGGCUUUAUCUCUCUAUUUUAGUUUUAUUUAUUUUUAAAUCACUAAAUUUUACCAAUCAUUUGUUUUUUUUUUUUUUGGUUUAAAUGUUAAGAUUUAUACCAAGAUUUUCAGUUUUUUAGAAUUGUGGCAAGCCACUUAUUACAAGAAAAUAAGAGAGAGCAAAGACAACAGAGCAAGAAUUACAGGCCCGCGGGCAACAAAGAGAGAUAGAGCAGGAGCAGCGAAGGCGAUGGCGGAGGUUGGGCGUGACGACUGAUGGCAAGCAGGCGAUCCUUGAUGAGACGAUCCACCCGAGGGAAGACUUCAGCAACUGAUGUAGAGACUUGCUGGAAGAUGCGCACGUUACGCUCCCGCCAGAUGCAAUACACAAUUACCUGCAAUAUAAGCUUCAGCACAGCAUCCAUACCAGCGACUCCAGCGAGGUGGGGAUGAGCAAUAACACCAGCAAGCGCUUGGAUAGAGACUGGAGCAAGCAGAACUGGACUGGCAGAGAACUUAGCCCAAAUUGCUGCAACAAAAGGGCAUUGAAAGAAAAGAUGAGAAUGAGACUCUGUUCCGGAGAGACAAAGAACACACUGCGUUGGAACGUUCAUGCCCCACGAAGCAAGCCGAUCCCUGGUGGGAAGCCUAGCGAGAGCCACCAUCCAAGUAACAAAAGAACAUCUCGAUAUUUCUUCCUUGAACCAAACUAGUCUGCUCCAUGGUACCAGAGGUGAGGGUUCUCUUAGCCUAAUCCAAGUAGCUUUGGUCGAGAACUUCUGGACAUAAUGGUUCUCUUAGCCUAAUCCAAGUAGGCUUGGUCGAGAAUUUUACCAAUCAUGCUUUAGCUUUACAUCGAAAAAUUAAAGUCUACAUCAAAUUUUUAUUUAAUUUUACCAAUCAUGCUUUAGCUUUAUUUUUAAAGCUACAGCAAAAAAAAUAAAGCAAAACUUUUUAUCAUGUAUUUUAGGCAAAAAUGCUACAUCAUAUUUUUAUAGGCUGUAGAAUAUGUAAAAUGUAAACAAAAAUAUCUAUAAUAUCAAAUAAACUAUAUAAUCAUAAUAAAAACUUUUAUAAAUAUUUUAAUUUUGAAUUUGAGUGUUUUUUAAUUAUUAAGAUAUUUAAAUAAUAUAGAUAUUAUUUACAUAUUACUUUUAAAUUACAAUAAAUUUUGAUAAUUUAUAAAAAAAAAUAUUAAUAUAAAUUAUUUUAAUUCAUAUAAAAUAAUAAUUUUAUUUAUACAACACAUAUUUCAUAUAUUUUAUUUUAAAAUAUCUACAGCCUAUAACUUACAGCUACAACAAAUUUAACUACAGCAAAAAGCUCUGCAGAAAAAGUCUACAGUAACAAUUUUACAGCUACAACCAAUUUAUCUACAGCUAAACAGUUACAACUAAAUUUUUUAAGCCAUAGUCGAACCAAUCAUCACCAUUGUUUUGUUCUAGCAAGCUUAACAAUUUAGAUGAUGCACAACGAGUAGAUCUUAAGUUUCCUACGUAACAGUCUUAUUAAAAAAAAACUUUUCCCCUGCAUUUUUAAUUUUACACGAUUUAUACUUAGUACCUAUUUGUAUAUAGCAUGUUAAGCGUUCACAUGUUACAUGUAUAUAGUUUUUUUCUUAAAACAUUGACCAUAUCUUCAUAUGCUGCAAAACUGCGUUCAUAAGAUAAAAUAAUUAUAAGUUAAGAGAUAGUGAUAUGUGUGUUGAGUUUGAUCCACCGAACACACACGCACCUCACCUCCCACUAGAAGCCAAUUAACCAAAAGUUGAGAAAAUAAGACUUAAGUGGAAACAUUGAAAAAAAACAAAAGGCAGAUUAUAUAUAAAAGUGGAUGCAACACGCUAUGUUUGUACAAUACCCAUUUCUUUGAUUCUCACAUAUGUUUUUUUUUUUGACAAACUCUCACAUAUGUUUUGCUUCAAAGCUUUGCCCACUUUCUUCUUACUCAAUGAUUCUUUAGGAGGAGAGGUAACAUUGCUUAUGCUUUAAAGUUGGUGAGACAUACUACGGAAGAGGAGCAAUCAUCCAGAAGGUAUUGUAUUGAUUAGGAAUCCCUCUCGUGUGAAUAUCGAAGUUGCUCCGGUUCUACAACGAGCAAAGCAAGGUGAACGAUGGAGGGUGAUACUCCUGGCGAUACUAAAAAGAAUGAACAUCAUCAGUUGAUGAAUGUGAACAAUGACGUGAGUCCUUCAAGCCUAAACAGCUCACCAAAGUCGAGAAACUUGUUACGAAAGAAAGAUGGACGAUGCUUGGCGGUUUUGAGCAGCGGCAAGUGUUUACAGAUAUUUAAAAACAGCCCCAAAGUAUCAUGUAGUCACGAGUUCUCUACUUCUUCUCCAAGUCAUUUCUUGAGGAAACCAGGAGCAGACUCUAAUGCUGCUGAUCAGUCUAGGAAGGUAAUCUCUUUACCUAGCAACAACACCUUCUCGUCUCCAUCUAGAGACGUUUCUCAAGGAACCCUUCAGUUCACUAUGAGAGCCAAUGGAAUGCCUCGUUUUGUUUUCAAAUUGGACAAUCAAAAAGAUGUUUAUGUAGCAAGCUUAAGCAGCAAGGAUGAAGACCAAAGUGGUUUAGAGUAUUCGUAUAUGAUUCAUCUGCAAAGAAGAGAAUCAUCAUCAUCAUCGCUUCUAGUUGGUAGAAUUAAGGUGUCAACCUUGUCCUCAGGUUCAUUGUUGAAUGAGAGAUUCAUAGAGAGAAAGUUUGUUUUGUUCAGCAACAAUUGUGAGCAUUCACAGACACCGUGUAAGAAGAAAAAUAGAGGAUUGUGUGAAAAAGUAGUCGGUGUGAUGAAGAACAACAAUGAGCAGAUGCAACAACCAAACUUUGAUCACGAGCAGGUGAAUCUACUGGAAAACAACCUUCCACCCAAUCUUGAAAUGUUAGCUAUUAUUGUGAAACAAGAGUUUCUUGAAGAAGAAGAAGAAGAAGAAGAAGAAGAAACCGGAGGUUGGGGAUUGAAGUUCUUGAGGAAAUCUACGUUGGUUCGAAAUGAAAGUGGAAGUUCAAGAUCUAAGACAAGUGUUGAUGUUGUGGUUCCAUCAGGGAUUCAUGGAGGGCCAUGUUCGAGUUUGAUAGAGAGGUGGAAAUCUCAAGGAAACUGUGACUGUGGAGGAUGGGACUUGGGUUGUUCCUUAACCCUUCUUAAUGGCCAACUACAAAAUAAUAAUCUCUUGGAGCUAUUCAUAGAGGGAUCAAAACAUGAUACGACUGUACUAAGGAUGGAGCAGCUUCCACGAGGACGCUACUUUGUCCAAUACCAAACAUGGCUAUCUGCUUUGCAAUCUAUCUCGGUUGCUUUAGCAUUCAUACAUAGCCACAGGGCCAUAAACUACUACGACCAAUGAAUCUAUAAUCAUCAUUAGUGUUUUAUAAUUAUUUUCAGCUUUUAGCAAAUAUUUUAAGACAAAAGUAGAAACCAUUGAUAAAUGUCUACAUAACCAAAAAACAUUUGAAUGUCGUACAUAUUGUCAGAAAAAAAAAACAUCUACCAAAAAUUCUCAAAUUUGUUUUUAAA